Dictyostelium purpureum is the source of this 1407-nucleotide messenger RNA. RefSeq lists its product as uncharacterized. The coding region runs from base 1 to 1407 and encodes 468 amino acids. The transcript is spliced from 3 exons. NCBI's taxonomy places the organism in Eukaryota, Evosea, Eumycetozoa, Dictyosteliales, Dictyosteliaceae. The record is from RefSeq and is a predicted model, not a curated record.
AUGGAAAUUGAAAGUGGAGAGUUGUCAUCUUCAGAAGAGGAGUUUAAUUUAAUCUACAAUAAUUUUAUAAAUAAUACCAAUAAAAAAAAUAGUAAUAAUAACGAUAGACAAUUAAAUAAUUUAUAUCAAUCUCUGUGUGAUGGACAAUCCAAUAACAAUAUAGCAUUUUUUAAAAAACUAUUACAAUUCUCAACAUCAAUAUCAUCUUCUGUAGACGAUAAAUAUUUAGAUUUUUUGUUUUAUAUUUACAAUAAAUUUAUUGAAAAUAAAUGGAAUAACAAAGAAUGUUUUUCAGAAAUUUUAUAUACUUUAUCAAUUAAGUCAGAUAGUUCAAAUAGGUUAUAUUCAAUUUUAAACUAUUCAAAAAUAUUUAAUGAGAGUGAAAAAGAUACAACUGAUUUUUUCAAUGUUCUAUUUUCAUUUGUUCAAUGGGAUAAUAGAUUAGAAGUUAUAAAUAAUGGUAUCGAAUUUUUAGGAUCAAUAAUAUCAAUCUCUAUUAGUCUUGGAUUUUCAAACAUACUAAAUUUGGCAUCAAAAUGGUUAAUUAAUUUCAAGAGAAUCAAUGCACCAAAGGUUGUCAAGGACACAUGGGGAUUAAAUGUAGGAGGUGGUGAUAUUGGUAGUAAAGAAAUUGAUAUACAUUAUAUAUCAAUUAAAUUAUUAAAAUAUUUAUUAAAUGAUCAUUUAAUUUCGAAUGAAUCAAGCAGUAAUUUUGAAAUGUUACCAAAAUAUUCUCUUGAUUUUACAUGUAUUCUAUUGACCACUAUGCUAUCCCACUAUCUUAAUCCAUUUAAUAGAGAUAAAGUAAAUGCCCAAGGUAAAGAAGAAGCAGAGUAUUGCGAAUAUAUAAUACCAAAAUGUGCUUCGCUAAUAUCAAACCACUGGCUGCCAAUUUCAUCAAACACUCCUAAUGAUUCAUUAUUAUUUAAAUCGCCAUUUAAAGAACUAUCUACAGCAUCGAAAUCGCCAUUCGUAUCACAUACCAUUCUAAAAGAGCUAAUAACCAUUUGUAUAUUUUCAAGUUACCCAGUGAACAAAAAUGAUCAAAGUUUAGAAAACAACGAAUUAAUUGGACCUUAUUUAUCAAAAAUAAUUUCAUUGAUAUUGAAAAGUAUUUUUGAUGGAGAUAGCCCAAUGGCUCUCAAAUAUAAAUUGAUUCAGUCAGACCUAUCAAUAGAGUAUUUUAAUAAUAUAGUGACAGAGUUAAAUAAAGACCAGUACAACACCGAAGAUCUAUCACAACCUGCCGACACACUCUAUUCAAUUAUAAUAGUACUAUCAAAUAGUUUUGUCGAUAAAAGUAAAGAAUAUUCCAAAUCUAUUUUACAAUCAUUAACAAAGUUAAACAAACCAUCAAAAUAUUCUUAUUUAUUAGAUACACAAAUUAAAAAAAUAAAUAAUAAAUAA